Molecule: messenger RNA, 1294 nt
Organism: Cornus florida
Lineage: Eukaryota; Viridiplantae; Streptophyta; Magnoliopsida; Cornales; Cornaceae
Product: E3 ubiquitin-protein ligase AIRP2-like
Exons: 5
Coding region: 337-1101 (254 amino acids)
Biological process (GO): protein ubiquitination
Molecular function (GO): ubiquitin protein ligase activity
Source: RefSeq, a predicted model, not a curated record
UCUCUUGCUGUUUGCUCAACUAAAAUAACAAAAUCAGUCUAAGGGCAGUUUCACAUCUACAAAAAAAAAAAUCAAAUUUCAAACGAAUAAAGACCAACAAACACUCUCUCUCCCUACUCUCUCUCUCUCUCUCUCUCUCUCUCUCUUGUUUCCGUUUCUUGACAGGUCUCCAUAAUCAACCCAUUCCAUAGCCCACAGCUUCUAGAUAACGAAGACCUUUCUUUGCCUCCUUGUUCAACACUCCAUAAAUCAACAUAUAUAUAUAUAUAUAUGACCAUUCAUUGCUGAAAUAAUGCUUCUGAUCAGCCUUUGAUUUGUGACAUUGGAGAGAAAGAGAUGAUGGAUUAUCAUCGACUUGCUGGUAGAUCCUCUUACGAGGAUAAACUCAAACUCCUUGAGGCUGAUAUACAGCAUGCCAAUUUGCUGGCUUCUUCUAUUCCAAGUGUAAAGGGCAGUGCUUGUCUUCAAAUGAAAUUGGUCUACAACCCCUUUGCACCCAUUUUUUUGCUAUUUCUCCAAUGGAUGGACUGCUCAUGCACAUGUCUGUUUCCGAGUUAUUUGAAUCUCUUCCACAUAGUUGUAUACAAGGUGUGCCCAGAUGGUAAGCCACUUCUCUCUUCAUAUAGAAGGAAAGCAACCAUUAGAGAGUUCUACGCCGUGAUAUUUCCAUCUCUUCAACGUCUCCAAAGCAACCCAUCAGAGCUGGAUAUUGAUAAGGACAAAUGUCACGGCCUGGACUCGAUAGUCACGAAAGGACUAGAGAAAAAGAGAAAGCAUCCGGACGUUGAUUUGGAGAGAGAAGAUGAAUGUGGGAUCUGCUUAGAGCCCUGCACCAAAAUGGUUCUGCCAAACUGCUGUCAUGCAAUGUGCAUCAAUUGCUACCAUGACUGGAACACGAGGUCAGAAUCGUGCCCAUUUUGCCGGGGUAGCCUUAAAAGAGUUAAUUCAGGGGACUUGUGGGUUCUCACACACGGUGGGGAUGUAGCUGAUGCAGAAACCGUUUCCAAGGAAGAAAUGCUGCGCUUCUACCUCUACAUGAACAGGCUGCCCAAAGAUGUUCCAGAUGCUCUUUUCUUAGUGUAUUACGAGUAUCUAAUGUGAUUGGUAGCAGAGAAGAAUUGAUGUACAGGAUGAGAAAUCUGUUAAUACAUGUGGAUAGUCUCGGUGAGUUUUUUUUUUUUUGCCCUUUUAAUUGAACAUUUUUCUUCCACAAGAUCUUUGUGCAGAAUAAUGUGUAUCUCAGUGUAGAAGAACUAAUAGUUUAACAUAUAAAUAAAGAAAAACAAUUUUUUAA